Messenger RNA from Nasonia vitripennis (jewel wasp), 946 nucleotides. RefSeq lists its product as uncharacterized. The record is from RefSeq and is a predicted model, not a curated record. Bases 598 to 858 code for a protein of 86 amino acids. The transcript is spliced from 3 exons. NCBI's taxonomy places the organism in Eukaryota, Metazoa, Arthropoda, Insecta, Hymenoptera, Pteromalidae.
GGCACGCUCGCGCGUAAGUCGGAAUCCUCGCGAAGAGGGUAAGCGGAACCCCCGGAAAACUUUGAAAUAUGCGGCCAUUGUAGUUCUUUCUCGCGUCUCUGACUCUGCUCUCAUUGUGCACGUUACUACUUCUGAUUGAAUUCGCGCUUGGAUUCGCCAGAGAUUUAUAGCGCGGCUUUCGCGCGCCGACUGCACCGUGUGACGCGAGGGCUUCCUUGACUGAAGCCUUAGGUCGGAUGUAUAGGGGGAGGUGUGACGUGCGAUGGCUCUAGAUCUUGGAGAGGAUUAUUAUUGUCAGCCAAGUGUGUAUCAGAGAUGUAUAACUGGGUUGGAAUUGAACGAAAACCGCGAAUUUCUAAGAUCACUCGUUCGGUUAAACCAGUGAGAUGAUUGCAGAAAAAAUUUGGAUAGAAUGUAAAUAGUGUAUAACUGAGUACUCGUUGUUUACGAAUUUCAAGUUUUCUUACUUUUAUACUCAACGAACAAACGAAUACAUAAAUACGUAAAACGCAUGUUCAGCAAUGGAAUUGUGAAAACGGAAGAAGAAGUGCUACCUUUUAUUAAGGCUAUCUUAUAAAGUUUCCUGUAUAUUCGAUCAUGUCUAGCUACGCACUUUGGCUCUGCGUUAUCGUUGGACUGAGUCUAAUUAUGUGCGGACAAGCUGCUGAGUUUAGAGUCCGCGUGACUUUCCAGGAUAAGUGCCACCGCGCACUUGAGAAAAAUUGCCGGGAAAGACGUCGUGUCGAAGGGCUCGCAUAUUUGGGAUGCAUGAGCGAUGCCUCCUACAAAAAAACCAUAUGUGACAACAUCGGAAAACACGGAUGGUCGAAAGCGUGGAUGCGGGAUGGACGUAGCUAAAAUAUGCGAGUGAGGGUAUUAUGUUGGUAAUGUUAUAAAUGUUAUUUAUUUGUGUACGACCUAAAUAAACUCAUUAUUUACUUUAAAA